Apis laboriosa (Himalayan honeybee) is the source of this 6983-nucleotide messenger RNA. RefSeq names its product SRSF protein kinase 3 (gene SRPK). The record is from RefSeq and is a predicted model, not a curated record. Gene Ontology annotation, biological process: protein phosphorylation; regulation of mRNA processing; spliceosomal complex assembly. Lineage: Eukaryota; Metazoa; Arthropoda; Insecta; Hymenoptera; Apidae. The transcript is spliced from 6 exons. Gene Ontology annotation, molecular function: ATP binding; protein kinase activity. The coding region runs from base 590 to 2506 and encodes 638 amino acids.
CACGAGAAACUUAAGCUAAGUAUAAAAUAUUCUAUGAAUUUCAUUAAAGAACAGUAUAGAGAUUUUAAGAAGACUUAUCAAAAGCAUCUGAAACUAUAAAAUAAUUAUUUAAAGACUUAGCGAAUUUGAGCCUCGUCUGCUACCACGGCAUAGAAAAGGAACUAUUGAGUACUAAUUAUUAACGAAGGCAGAAGUAGAAGGUUGCGACUAAAUCAGAGAAGAAAAAUUUUAGUGCGAGUGUAUUGCCGAUGUAACAGGCAAUUUAAGUAGAAGGUGGAAGUGCAUUGAUAAAUACAAUAUUGACGACCUGUAGAACGACACCUGCUUUACUCGAAACGAGAGACGAAGACACGGUGACGGCGGGGGCGGCCAUACUCAAACAACCGCCGAGCGAAGUGCGCGGCAUAGCGCAGAAAUGAAACGAUAAUAAACUGUAUUAUAUCGUUCGUAAACCCGGGGAAACGGUAACGGGUGUAAGUGCCUCCAUUAAAACAUAUAGGAAAAAAUUACAAAAGGAAGUAAAAACGGAAGUGUGGGAAGUGUGAAGAAAGAGGAAAGCGGCCCGACGAAUCGAGGCGCACGGAACGGUAUGAGUGCAAAGACAGACGUGAACAGGCGGGUCCUAGCGAUUCAGGCCAAAAAAAAAAGGCACAAGCCAAGCAAACGAAAAGGAAAAGCAAAUAUUCAAGAUGAAUCAGAAACAUCAGGAGCUCAAUGUUCAAAGGCAUCGACUACUCAACAAGGACAAGGAUCGAGUUUCUAUCAGGAUGCUUCUGCACAAAGACCAUAUUCCAGUGAUAAUGGAAAUAGAUUGGAACCAUGUCAUAGCUCAAGUAAUGAAACAAUGGAAGAUGGUGAUGAAGUAUACAGUAGUGAAGAUGAAGAACAAGAAGACAGCAGUGAUUAUUGCAAAGGGGGAUAUCAUCCUGUUAAAAUAGGAGAUUUAUUCUUAAAUCGCUAUCAUGUAACUCGUAAGCUUGGUUGGGGUCAUUUUUCAACAGUCUGGCUUUGUUGGGAUUUACAGGAUAAACGAUUUGUAGCACUUAAAGUGGUCAAAUCUGCAUCUCAUUUUACUGAAACUGCAUUGGAUGAAAUUAAAUUAUUAAAAGAUGUACGUGAUACAGAUCCUAGUGAUCCUAAGCGUAAUAAAACCGUCCAAUUACUCAAUGACUUCAAGAUUAGUGGCAUUAAUGGUUUGCAUGUUUGUAUGGUAUUUGAAGUUCUUGGGCAUAAUCUUCUUAAAUUGAUUAUCAAAUCUAACUAUAGAGGAAUUCCAAGAAAUAAUGUUAAACGUAUCAUUAGACAAGUUCUUGAAGGUCUUGAUUAUCUACAUAAUAAAUGUAAAAUUAUUCAUACAGAUAUUAAACCUGAAAAUGUUCUUGUUUGUGUUGAUGAAGCUUAUAUAAGAAAAUUAGCUUGUGAAGCAACAGAAUUACAUUCACUUGGAAUGAAAUUGCCAGUAUCUUUGAUUUCAACUGCACCAAAGGAAUUCCAAGAACCCACUCCUAAUUCUAAAAUGUCAAAAAAUAAGAAAAAAAAACUUAAGAAGAAAGCAAAACGUCAAAAUGAAUUAUUAAAGAAACAAAUGGAACAAAUAGAAGAACUUGAAGAGCAAGAUAAACUUGCAAAUAGCACAAGAGCAAAUGGAGAAUUAGAAACAAAUAGUCCAGAUCAAGAUAUAAACACAGAAAGUAUAGAUGAUAAUACAGAAAGUAAAGGUUCACCUGACAUUUCAGAACCAUCUGCACCUUCAUUGCAUAUAAAUGGUGUUGAUAGUUUAACGGUUGAAGAAAAAAUAGAAAAUCAAAUACCUCAACAAUCAGAAAAGAUGGAAAAUGCAAAUUCAUGCGAUGUAGAAAAAAAUUGUGGUGAAACAAUACAUUCACCUGAUCAUGAAGAUACAGAUGAAUGUAGUGAAGGCCGCAAUUUACAUCCACCUGAAAGUAAACAAUUAAAAAGAGCAUGUGUAGCUCCUUUAGAUCCUGCCCUAGUAGAAUGUGAUGUUGAAGUGAAAAUAGCAGAUCUUGGUAAUGCAUGUUGGGUCCAUAAAAAAUUUACAGAUGAUAUUCAAACUCGUCAAUAUAGAUCAUUAGAAGUAUUAUUAGGAUCUGGAUAUGAUACAUCUGCAGAUAUAUGGUCCACUGCCUGCAUGGCAUUUGAAUUAGCAACUGGUGAUUAUCUUUUUGAGCCACAUAGUGGUAAUUAUUAUUGCAGAGAUGAAGAUCAUUUAGCACACAUUAUUGAAUUGCUUGGAGAAAUACCAAGACACAUUGCUCUUUCUGGCAAAAACUCAAAAAUGUAUUUCAACAAAAAAGGUGAAUUGAAACGAAUUACUGGAUUAAAACCUUGGGGACUGUACGAGGUGCUUACAGAAAAAUAUGACUGGUCACCAAGAGAAGCGCGCGAGUUUGAAGAGUUCCUAACUCCGAUGCUCGAGUUUGACCCGAGUACGCGAGCUACAGCAGCAGAGUGCCUGAAGCAUCCAUGGCUGCAAAUUAAAAAGUGAUCAUGUUUUUUAUCGUUUUAUCUUUAAAUUCUUCAACUCUAUACUUCUACCAUCCUGACGUAAUUAUAAGUCGAGAGUGUAACAAGAGAUAAUGAUCAGCAAUGGCCAGGUUCUUUCAUCUUAUAUAUAUUGUUUUAUUUUUGCAUAAUGAAUGUAUUAUCACUAAAAACGCACAGUAAAAAUUAUUCAAUAUAAAAUAUUAUAUAUAUGUAUAAUAUUAUUUUAUAAUAAUAUUAUAAUAUAUUAUAAUAUUUAAUAUUAUAGGAUGCAAAAUUAUUAAAAAUGUAUCUUAUAAAUUAUAAUUUAGAAUUGUUUUUUAUCUUUUUUAUCUGUUAAUAAUUUUAUGAUUAUCAUUUAUGUCUAUUAUUGUGAUUAAUUUUAUACAGUAAAUAGGAGUUAUCUAAUACCAAAACAAUUGGAAAAGAAAGAACUUGCUACAUUCCACCAAAUUCCAAUAUUUGCAGUAGUUGAAUAUGCUUCUAAUUGUAACACUCUCGACGAUGGCUGCCUACUUGUGUAUUUAUAAAUUUGUUAAAACAUGUUUUUCAUUUAGUGAUGCUAUCUUAAAUUAAAAUUUCGUAGUACUUUAUUAUUUUACAUGGUCAUCGUUAUAUUAUCCUUUAUAUUACUAUUUGUCACUUAAUUUAUCAAAUAUCCCAAGAGUCAUGGGACCUACUCAUAAUGUACUUUAGGAAAGGGCAGGCCCAUUGUUAUGCUAUAAUGAAUAUUAAAAUUUUCAUUAAAAUAUUUUUUUGCAUUAAAUUGAUUAUUCGAAAUUUAUUGAUAGCAGGUUUUUUCUCUGUGAUCUCUCCUCGUGCUUAAUUAGUGUUCAAGAAAGUUUAAUAAUCAUUACUAUUACUGUCUUGAUUAAAUAAUACUCAUAACGCAUACGCCGGAACGUGUGUUUAAGCAACUGAAUCUUUGUACAAAUUCAAUGAAUGCAGAAAUACAUAAAUAUAUAAUAUUAGUAUAAUUAAGAGUUGGUCGCCAGAUUCUUGGUAAACAAUUGGUAUGAUUCGGAAUAAGACAGUGCAUACUUUAUUCAAUUACAAUGAAGAAAUUCUAGAAUUUGAAUUUGUAGUAAACUCAUAAUAAUCAUAUAUAUAUAUAUAUAUAUAUAUAUACAUAUAUAUAUUUUAUUUAUAAUAUAUGAGUAAUACAAAAAUAAUAUAAAAAAGAAUAAGUCAUGGAAUUUUGGUAAAAUCAUAUACACUGUCGGAUUUCGAACGAUAACUGACAUUCAAUAAUUGUGGUAUAUGUUUUCUUUCAUUUAAUUUAUUACAUAUUUCUUUAUAUUGCUAGAAGCAUAUAUCAUAUAUAUAUUGUACAAUUAUGAAAAAGAGAGUAGUUUCUACAUUAUGACUGACAUUUCGGUAAUAUUUCAUAAAAUAAUCAUGAGAAAAAGAAAUACGGUGUUACGGUUAAGUUCUGCGCGACCUUCUUUACUUCGAGCUAUUGACUGAUUAUUAAGCUCUCUGCCGAUAAAUUGUCUUCUAUUUUAUAACGAAAAAAGCGAAACAAUACGAUUACUGACUAUUCAACAUUACAAUUAUAUUUUGUAUCGUUGAAUUCUAUUUAUGCUUCCAAACAAAUGUUCAGUUUCGCUGUAUCUGCCAAUUUAAUAUCAUUUUAUCAAAAAUAAUAUGAUCGAUUAAAAAGUAUUUUGAACAAAACUGGUGGAAAUGCAUAUAAAAAAAACUUUUAUUAUUAAUUGUGUUACAUUAGAUGAGAAUAUGUUUAUUCUGGGUAAAAGAGGAAAAUAGUUACUUAAAGUAGGUCAUUUAAAAUUAGUUAUGUUUAUUUUCGUUAAGAGUUUGUAAAUCAAUGAGUCUUACAAAGACACUACUUUAGUCAUUUUAAUACAUUUAUAAUUCAUUUCCAUAUUUAAUAAAAAUUAAAAUUUAUACGUACUACGAUAAAGAAGAAAAUACUGAAUUGUUAAUAUUGACUUUUACAAUAUUUAAAAGAGAUAGUUGAUAAUUAAGAUCAUGAUAAGAUUUGAUUUGUUUGAUUUUAUUUUUUAUUUUCUGUGCAUAUUCUUAAUGAAAAUGCUUCUUCUAUCUGAUCGAUGAAAUUCAAAACUUUUAUUUAAAAUUAUCAUAGAUACUUAACUAUCCUCAUGUAAUCAUGUGAUCCCACCGUAAUUAUAAUCUUGGGACUGAUGAUGGCAAUCCUAUUGAAUUUGUACAGUACGUAACCGAAGUUGUCAUAAUUAAAUAUACAUUCACAUUAUGUUACGGAACAUGGCCAGUGAAAUCCGGAAAAAAAUGCAAAAAGGAUGCGAGGAAUUAGCAAAAUAAGUAUUUUUUCCGAAAUACAUCUCGAAUUUUCGCUUGGUUAUUUUUAUAAUUGAUGAUUGGUGUUCGAUAAUUCGAUCAUCAUGUGUUUGUGUAUCGUUAAUAAUAAUUUUCGCUUUAGCAAGAAAAUAUAAAAUAUGAUAAUAUUAAAAAUGAAUGAUAACUUAAAUCAUACAACAGUUGUAUGACAAAUAAAUGAUCGGCUUUUUUGGUAAAAGUUUAGAUUUCAAAGACAUGCGAUUUCACCGUAUAGCCGCACAUUACAAAUAUACAUACCGAAAAAUUUAUAUAUAUAUAUAUAUAUAUAUAUAUAUAUAUACAUAGAAUAAAUGGAAUGACAAUUUACGUAGGUGUGAUUCGCUGCUUUGGCGCUAGUUAGGAUGAAAUUAACAAACAUCAACAUUAAAAAAAUGUGUAUAGCUUAAUGUACAAUGUACGAUGUACGAAAACUUCCCUUCUUUCCUUUCCUUUCCUUUCCUUUCCUUUUCUUUUCCUCCAUAUAUACACCUCCGCUUUCUAAAGUUUGUGCAAAUAAUGUAUUCAUACAUAUAUUAAAACAUGAAAGCUCGUUGCGCAUAUUUUUUUUCAAUAUUAUAGAACAAUCAUUUUAGUACAGAAAAAGAAAAAUCAAUGAAGAGUUAAACAAAGCCAAAGAAGCUUGUUUAUACAGGGACCCAAACUUGAAAUUUUCAUGCAACAAUUAAAUGGAGUGGACAAAGCUCGAUAGAAAAUCUCAUUUUAUUAUUAAAAUUCAUCUGAACUGGAAUUUUUCAAGAAAUCUUAAUAUUAAUUUAAUAUAAUUCGAAUAAAAUUUUUCAAAUGUAAAAAAAGAAAUAAAAUUAUAUUCUAUUUCUUAAAUAUAAAAAUAUUUAAUGCGCCAAGGAAGAAUGAACAAUAUCAACACCAAGAAAAUGCGUAAAUGGAAAAUAUAAUGUGUGAUUUUUUGUAAUAUUAUAAUGUUCAAAAAUAUAGAUCGACAAAUACAGAUGUCGAUUGGAAUGGAAAAAUUUGAAGUUUGAUAAAAUAAAAUAAAAAAUAGAUUUCAAAUGAACACCAAGUUAUAUUAUGUAAAUUGUGGCGUGUCUAACACGUAUUGUAAAUAUUGAAAUGUAAUUGGAAAUUUUACACAUUUUUAGACUGAAGCGUCUACAUUAAAAAAAUUGCGAUAAGUAUAGAAAAGUGCUUGAGAAUCUAAGAAAGAGAUCUAAUGGAUUAUAUAUGACAAUUUAGUCAAAUUAUAAUCCCUUGGAAUAUUUCCUGUAAUAAAUGGAUAGAAUCGAGAUAUGAUAUUGUUUUAUGGAUCGAUAUAUAGUCAUAUUGGUCGUAGCGUUGUAGAAUUAUUUAACUCUGCAUGCUUAGUCGAUUGCUCGAUGUUGUACAUACACAAAUGUACUGUACUGAGCAUUAAUAAGGAUAUAACUAUUGAUAAAAAUAUAGAAGCUCAUGAUAUAUGAAGAUUCUUUUUAGAAUUUUAUUGGAUAAUCUAAUGCGUGAAUAAUAUUUGAACAGAGAAUAUGUAUAAUUAAACUGACUGGAGCAUUAGCAAAAAAAAAAGGAGCCAAAUAUGCUCCGCUAUGCUUUUAGACAAUACUUUAUUAUUAAUGAAAAAGAUAACAGUAUCUACCCUUAUAUUAAUGGUUGAUUAAAAUAGAUAAUUUAAAUAGAAAUAAUUUAUAAAAAAAGUAAAUGAAAAAAAACCAAAAGCAUGCUUUUUGUAAAGAAUAGAAUUUUUGUUCAUCUUAUAAACUUAAAUUAUCCUAAAAAUAUUUUACAUUGAAUUUAAAUUUCAUACAAUGAUCAUAUAACGGUAUCUCUUAUAUUCGAUGUUUUUGCACUUAUACAAAAAAAAAAUAUAUCAUAAAAUCAAAACUACUUUUUUUUAUAUACAUUUAUAUUCAUAUCAUUGUACUCAAAAGGAAAUACCGUGAAAGAUCAAUUAUGGUAUUAAGAAAUUGUAACAAAUCAUUUUUAAAAACAUGCCUCGUGCUCCAGUCAAUCAAUGAUCAGAUGAGGCAUAAAAACGUAGACAUAAUAAAGUAGAGAUAUCGAGUCAAACAAAUAAACGGAUUUGAUGUUUAGACGCUGCCUCCGUUAUGUGCCCUGCCGCAGAAAAAUAAGAUAAACCCGUGUACCCUGAAAUCGGUAUAUGAUAUUAAAAAUAAAUACACAUUAAAAUAAAA